AGUUCUGACUGCAAGGCAAGAGCAGAGAACAGACUAAACGGGCCAGCAGAGGGAAAAAAAAAAUCUGCCCCCGAACUCAAAGAGAGAGAAACAGAGACAUCUGCUGAGUUUUUGGAGAGAAAGAGACCUGUUGGAAUUUACUGCAGAGUUCCAGCCUUUAUUUUCAUUUAAAGAAAGGACUUUUUUUUCUUUUACAAGUCAGUCUGCACAUAACUUUAAACGAGUUUUGCACUGGAUUUGAUCCCUUUUUAAGAUUUUUAUGCUCGUGCGUAAUUUUGGGAACAAUUUUGUGGAAUUUUAAAGACUUUGUGUUUCGUAGCUUUUAGUGGAAAACCUUUUAAAGGAUUUAUUUGCUUCCUGGUAGAGACUUUAUUAUCAUUUCACUCCUCUAACUGUUGGAUUGCAGUUAAAUGAUGUUGCUUUUACGCGUUUCCAUCGGUUUGAUUGCCGCUCUGUGCGUCGGCGCGGCGCAAGGCGUCUGGCAGGAGAGCACCGUGGUGCCCAUCAGACUCGACCCAACAACCCGAUCGGAGAGCCCGACCGAACCGUGGCGGACUCUCUCCCCAGAAGAGAAGGAGAAGGAGGCGGAGAUGAAGGAGUACCGAUUGGACGUAUUCGGCGAGGAGCUGGUGUUGCAGCUCGAGCCUGACCAGACCUUCUUGGCACCAGGUUUUGUCUUCAGUUUAGUGGGGAGCCCCGAGUCAGAACCCACGCAGAUACCAUCAAACAGUGGAGCCGAACCGGGUUGUUUCUUCUCCGGCACGGUGAACGGAGAGGAGCACUCCGCCGCUGCGCUCAACCUGUGCCACGGACUCAGGGGCGGAUUCUACUUUCAGGGCGAAGAGUAUUUUAUUCAGCCCCAGAACUCGACUGACUUUCAGGGCUCCGAGGAGGACGUCCACACCAUCCGCCGCAGAAGUCGUGCCGCUUUGGCGGAGGAGGGGAGCUCCAAGUGCGGGGUCAACGAGGACGAGGAGAGGGUGCCAAAGAAUCUGGAGAAAGAAGCUUGGAAAGAAGCCGCAAACGCAGAGCAGACAGCCCACCACAGGAGCAGACGUUUCGUUUCCACCCCUCGCUACCUGGAGAUCAUGCUGGUGGCCGACCAGUCCAUGGCUGAGUUCCACGGCGCGGGGCUCAAACCCUACCUGCUGACCAUCAUGGCAGUCGCCUCCCGCCUCUACCGCCACCCCAGCAUCCACAACUCCAUCAGCCUGGCGGUCGUGAAGCUGCUGGUGGUGUACGAAGAGGAGCGGGGCCCUCAGGUGUCGUCCAACGCCGCCAUGACUCUGCGCAACUUCUGCCAGUGGCAGCGGCAGCACAACCCGGCCAGCGACCGCCACCCCGAGCAUUACGACACCGCUGUGCUCUUCACCAGGACGGACCUUUGUGGCGCCCACUCUUGUGACACGCUUGGCAUGGCCGACGUUGGCACGGUAUGCGACCCCGACAGAAGCUGCUCAAUCAUCGAGGACGAUGGGCUUCAAGCGGCAUUCACAGUCGCUCACGAACUGGGCCACGUCUUCAACAUGCCGCAUGACGAUGCCCAGCUGUGCUCCGGCGUCAACGGCGCCCACUGGGGCUCCCACAUGAUGGCGUCCACCUUGUCGAACCUAGACCAGCAGCAGCCUUGGUCCCCGUGCUCCGCCCUCAUGGUCACCACCUUCCUGGAUAACGGCCACGGCCAGUGCCUUCUGGACAAACCCGUCAAACCUCAACAGCUCCCUCAGCCCCUGCCUGGGACGGUCUACGACGCUGACCAUCAGUGUCGCCUGACCUUCGGGGAAGACUCCCAGCACUGCCCGGAUUUGAGCACCACCUGCGCGGCCCUGUGGUGCACUGUGACAACGUCCAAUGGUUUGCUGGUGUGCCAGACCAAGAACUUCCCAUGGGCUGAUGGAACGUCAUGUGGGCAUGACAGCUUCUGCUUGGCUGGACAGUGUCUUACAAAGAGCCAAGCCGCCAAACACCAGACUCCUGUCAACGGUGGCUGGGGCCUGUGGGGUCCUUGGGGCGACUGCUCUCGGACCUGCGGCGGAGGGGUCCAGUAUUCCUUCCGUUCCUGCGACAACCCUUUGCCCAAGAAUGGGGGCAAGUACUGCGAGGGCAAGAGGAUCCAGUACCGCUCCUGCAACACAGAGGCCUGCCCUGACACCAAUGGCCUGUCAUUCCGGGAGGAGCAGUGCCUGGCCCACAACGAUAUGUCAGCCCAAGUGUCGCUGGGUUCAGGCGAGGGUGUUGAGUGGGUGCCCAAGUAUGCCGGAGUUUCACCCAAAGACCGCUGCAAGCUGGUGUGCCGGGCCAAGGGGACUGGAUACUUCUUUGUCCUCAAAUCCAAGGUGGCUGACGGCACACCCUGCAGUCCGGACUCCACCUCAGUCUGCGUCCAAGGCCAGUGUGUGAAGGCCGGAUGCGAUCGCGUCAUCGGCUCCAACAGGCGCUUCGAUAAGUGCGGCUUGUGUGGUGGAGACGGUUCCACCUGCAAGAAAGUGUCCGGCUCUCUGGAGCGCGCAAGGCCUGGUUAUCAGGACAUUGUAGUUAUCCCCGCUGGUGCCACCCACGUAGAUGUCAAGCAACGCGCCCCAGGCAACGGGCGCAACGAUAACAGCUACUUGGCCGUGCGCCGCCAGGACGGAACCUACCUGUUGAAUGGAGAUUACAAGCUGAUGACCAUGGAGACUGACAUCGCCUUGCAGGGAUCGCUGCUGCGAUACAGUGGCUCCUCCGCCAGCCUGGAGCGCCUGCGAAGCUUCGCCCCACUCCCCGAGCCCCUUACCAUCCAGGUGCUGUCCGUGGGAGAAGCUCCAAGACCCAGAGUUAAGUACAGCUACUUUGCGCCCCGACCCAGAAAUGCUGCUUCAGGCUCGGGCAGCAACAACGGAGGCCGCCGCCAGUCCAUCAACGCCAUCAGAGAGGUUGGAGCCGAGUGGACCCUAAGGGAGUGGGGUCCAUGCUCGCAGACUUGCGGAGGCGGUAUGCAGCAGAGGGAGGUGGUGUGUUUAGAUCCCCAGGGCCGUCCGUCCAGAGAUUGCCCAGAGGAGCUGCGCCCGUUGGCGUCAAGGUCCUGCGCCCCUCAGGCCUGUCCCUCCUGGCUUCUGGGAGAAUGGUCGGCGUGCUCAAAGACCUGCGGGCGAGGCUUCCGCAAACGCCAGCUGCGCUGCAUCGGGCACGACGGGCGCACGCUAACCCACGACAGCUGUGACUCCAAAGACCGGCCACGGCCCCUGCUGGAACUGUGUAAUCAGGGUGCCUGUUAAGGGACCGCUUCCGAAAGCCAGAUACAAACUUUGAUCUUCACGGCCUCCGUUUCCCGAAGAACAAUCCCACGAGGCUGAUGAAUGUUUACAUCCAGAACCAGCGAGCUGCAAGUUUUGACUGGUUCGACAAAGACUGUCAAUGCUCCUUUUUUUUUUUUUUACCUUAGACCUCCAUCCAUUUCGGCGGCAGAAACUGGUCCAACUGGCGCUAGCGGCAGAGACUGAUUACAGCUCGCUGCCUGUCUUGCCUCAGUGCAGUAGCGGCACAUUUGACCUCCCGUCACCGGGAGCUAGAAAGCAUGGACAUUCCUGAUUUUGAAGGAGCAUGCUGCUUACUGUGCCAACGCUUGAGUGUGUGAGUUUGAGAGUAUGUGAGAUUUUUUUUUUUAUAUAUAUAUAUAUAUACAUAUAUAAUGAUGUUUGUCCAAGCUGGGCUGGACGGACAUCCAGGGGUUCGGGUUGGGGAGGUUAUCGCAGAGUUUAUAAAGAAACAAAUGAAUGAGAAGAGCUCAUAUUCUACUUGCUCAGCCCAUCAGGUAUGGAAUAUACGAUAGCAAAUAGUCCUAGUGUUUAUGCUCAAACUGCCAGUUUAUUUAUCACAGACCUGUAGCACUUCAACUUUGUUUUUGCCAGUGGCACAUUUGAACACCCAGCUGUCUCUAAAAGCCUCAGUACACCGUACUUUGUCCUUUAGCCAUAUCUUGCCCUCAACUACACAGCCUUUAAUGAGGGAACUCUUCACAGACCAAAGAGGAGUGAGUGUGUGUGUUAGUGAGUGUGUAUGUGUGUGUGUGUGUGUGUGUGUGGAGACCUAAAGAGGGACUUGUCUCCUGCUAAUACUUCAUAAGUAAGUCUCUCCUGCCUUCUGCGAAGGCACCUUUUGUUUUCUAUCGUGUCUUUUCCUUUUGUACAGAAUAUCCAAACAUUAUUUAUUUUUGUACAGCCUGUUAAAUAUAAUCAUGUGGCUUUUUUUAAAUAUUAUUUUUUAUUUGUUAUUGAGAUCACAGAAGGGAGUAGAGUAUAUAGAGUAUUUAUACAGUGUUUUAUAUAUAUAUAAAUAUAUAUAUAUGGUCCUAGGUUCAUGAAUAAAGUAUCACAUUGACAUGUGCA
Molecule: messenger RNA, 4364 nt
Organism: Labrus mixtus (cuckoo wrasse)
Lineage: Eukaryota; Metazoa; Chordata; Actinopteri; Labriformes; Labridae
Gene: adamts1
Product: ADAM metallopeptidase with thrombospondin type 1 motif, 1
Exons: 8
Coding region: 411-3254 (947 amino acids)
Biological process (GO): extracellular matrix organization; proteolysis
Cellular component (GO): extracellular matrix
Molecular function (GO): metalloendopeptidase activity
Source: RefSeq, a predicted model, not a curated record